Molecule: messenger RNA, 1551 nt
Organism: Nerophis lumbriciformis (worm pipefish)
Lineage: Eukaryota; Metazoa; Chordata; Actinopteri; Syngnathiformes; Syngnathidae
Source: RefSeq, a predicted model, not a curated record
AUGGAGAGUAAAAUACGGAAAACGUUCAAAUUUGUCGUCAUCGGUGGUGGCAUUGCGGGCGUGACGUGUGUUGAGCAGUUGUCAUACAGUUUACCUUCAGCUGACGUCGCUCUGAUUACCGCAGGCUCCCACAUAAAGGCAGUGACCAACUAUAAGCAGGUGGCCAAGGUUUUAGAAGAGUUUGAUGUGGAGGAGCAGCCUACCAGUGUUCUGGAAGAAAAAUUCCCUAACCUGACUGUCAUUCACUCGCCUGUUAAAACACUGCUGGCACAAUCACAUCUUGUAGAAACUGCAGAUGGACACAUUUAUGGCUAUGAGAUGCUCUGCAUCUGCAGCGGGGCUAGACCAAAGCUGCUAACCCACGACAAGCCGUAUGUGCUGGGGAUUCGGGACACAGACAGUGCUCAGGAGUUUCAGAAGCAGUUAACUAAAGCCAGGAGGAUAGUCGUCGUCGGAAAUGGAGGGAUUGCAUUGGAGUUAGUGUAUGAAGUGGAAGGCUGCGAGGUGAUCUGGGCCGUGAAGGACAACGCCAUCGGAAACACCUUCUUUGACGCGGGAGCGGCAAAGUUCCUCGUGCCGUCGCUGGGCGCCGACAAGCCAGAGCGAGCCGCUCCGUGCAAGAGAUCUCGCUACACAACUGAGGCCCAAACCUUCACUGCAGGUCUUAUUGUUAAAACCAUCUUUUUUUUCUCACGCCGUCCACUCACGUGCACCAUUGCCUCCCCAGAUCGACACACGCGAGGACGCGGCCCCGGUCACACGGAGCCCGGCAGCGCGCUCGGUCCCGAUUGGCACCGAGGGCUUGUUCUUAAAGGAGCAGAGCAGGCAUCCCGUAGAGUUUCAGUGGAAUAUCAGUGUGAGGUGGAAACAAUCUUCACCUCCGAAGAGAUGCUCAAUUCCCAAUUGGAAACAUACACACUCGAUACUGGAAAGUGGCCAGUUUACGUAAAGCUGACCAACGGCAAGACGUUUGGGUGCGACUUUGUCGUGAGCGCCACUGGUGUGACGCCCAACACGGAGCCGUUUCUGCACGGCAACAAUUUCACUCUGGCAGAAGACGGCGGCCUCCGAGUGGACGACCACAUGGUGACGUCGGAGCCUGACGUUUACGCCGCCGGAGACGUAUGCACGGCAGGCUGGGAGCACAGUGAGCUGUGGCAGCAAAUGCGUUUGUGGACGCAAGCUCGUCAGAUGGGAUGGCACGCCGGGCGAUGCAUGGCCGCACGGGUCUUAUCGGAAGCCAUCGAGCUGGAUUUCUGCUUCGAGUUAUUUUCGCAUAUUACAAAAUUCUUUAACUACAAGGUUGUCCUGCUCGGGAAGUUUAACGCCCAGGGGCUGGGGUCAGACUAUGAGCUGCUGCUGCGCUACACCAAAGACCAGGAGUAUGUCAAGGUGGUUCUACAAAAAGGCAGGAUGGUUGGAGCAGUGCUGAUUGGAGAAACUGACUUAGAAGAGACAUUUGAGAACCUUAUUUUAAACAAAAUGGAUCUCACAGAAUAUGGGGAGGACCUUCUCAACCCUAAUGUUGAUAUAGAAGACUACUUUGAUUAA